CUGCAUAAUUAUGGACCACUUUCUGCGUAAUUAUGGAUAAGCUUCGAAGACUUUUCUCAACAUCGAAGUCUUUUACCAAGACGACCCUGUGUCAACCAUGGCGGUCAAGAAACACAGAACAGAAACCAAAUUAAAUACUACACAGAUCAUCUUCUUCUUCCCCAAACGUAAUCUCCUCCUCUGCUCUAAAAUCUCACCUCCGUAACCAUUUCAUAAAACUCCAGCCAUGAAAAACAAACAACCAUCACCACUCCCCACUGCUCUAUUUCAUAUCUUCUUCUUCUUGUCCGCCAUGGAAACCAAGGGAAGGCCACUUAAUCAACAGAUCUGUUCAUCUUCUUGCGGAGAAAUCACAAACAUCACUUACCCAUUUCGCCUCACCACCGACCCAGUAGGCUGCGGCGAUGUCGACUAUGAAAUCUCUUGCAAAAGAAACAGAGCCCUCCUCGAAUUCAACUCAGGAAACUAUUACGUGAAGAAAAUCUCUUACGACCAGCGUAUUGUCCGCCUUCUGGAUGUUAAUUUGUCUGACAGAAGAUGCAGCCUCCCGAGCAAGUCUCUCUCGAUCGAUGAACUUUUCUUCGAUAGUCGAUACAGAGGGAUGCUGCUCAACACGGACGUAAGCUUUCUCAGGUGCUCGAAGAAAAUCAGCGACCCGGAUUACAGGGAAGUUCCAUGUCUGGCUGGAAACUCGUCAAGUUUUUUCUACGCUCAUUACUGGAAUUUUCGCAUCGUGACUCUCGGCGAUCCUGUUCCUGAGUUCUGCUCAGUGAUUUCAAAGGCUCCGGUGGUUUAUGAGGAUGUGAAGAAUCCUUCUUACGAGACUAUCCAGAGGAUGCUGGCUUCUGGGUUCGACCUUUUAUGGUCUGUGGAGUGCAGGGAUUGCGCUGAAAUUGGCCGUGGUUGUGUCUUGGACUCCAUUGACACUGAUAAAACACUUUCUAUCUUCAAAUGCGAGAGUUCCGGUGAAGAAAACUACCUUCUCCACUUGGUUUUGGCUCUCUUGACAAGUAUCAUAUACUUAAUUUUCGGGUUAAUGCUCAUUGGAAGAUAUAUAAUUGCUCCCCUAGUUGUGUUUGUCUUCCUUAUCCACCAAUACAGAACACUAAGAAAGGGAAAGUAUGUUAACUUGGGGAAACCUAAUGAGAAAAAUCAGCUUAGAAGAUACUCAUAUGAAGAUAUACUUGCCAUGACUGACCACUUCAGAGAAAAGCUAGGCCAAGGCAUGUUUGGAUCUGUGUAUAAAGGACAACUUCCUGGUGGUGGCUCAGUUGCUGUUAAAAUUCUCGAUGAUCACAAUCUCUCUGCAGAAGAAUUCAUCAAUGGAAUUUCUUCUACAAUCUCCAAAAUUCACCAUCCCAACCUGGUACCAUUUGUGGGAUUCUGCAUUGAGGGGUCUAAUCGCGCCCUUGUCCAUGAGUACAUGACUAAUGGUUCCCUUGACGAGGUUAUAUUUCCCAAGAGAGGAAAAAUAAACUCAUUAACUUGGGAGAAACUCGAUGGAAUUGCGUUAGGAGUAGCUCGAGGAAUCGAAUACUUACACGUACAUUAUCAUAAUCAUUUAGAUAUCAAGCCAGAAAACAUCCUGCUUGACAAAAACUUUGUCCCCAGAAUCUCAGACAUCGGUUUAACGAAAUUCACAUCGAAGAACUACGGUUUUCUAUCAAGAGAAGCAAGAACAAAAUACAUGGCUCCAGAAGUUCUAUCGAGAAAUUUUAGCGGUGUUUCGGAAAAAUCAGAUGUUUAUAGCUUUGGGAUGUUGUUGUUGGACAUUGCUGCAGGAGGAAGAAGGAAUGUGAGAGAGAUGACAAGGGAUUUAGAGUUGCCUUCAUGGGUCUACGAUGCGCUGAGUGAAGGAAGAGAUUCAGAGGUUGAGAAUGUAAGUGAUUUUGUGGAAGAGAUAGUCAGAAAAUUGUGUAUAGUGGGGUUCUGGUGUAUACAAAUUAAGGUAUCAGAUAGACCUUCCAUAGCCGAAGUUGUGGAAAUGUUAGAGGGAAAGUUUGAGCAUCUUCCAAUCCCUCCAAAUCCUUUCUUGUCUUCUUCUCCAAGUCCUCCUGCCUGAGAAAGUAAACUCAAAUGAUAAUUGAUCGGUUGUCAAUGGCGGCUUGACUUUUCUAAAAUUCUGUGGAAAAAACACAUUAUAAUUCUUAGAACUUUUUUUUUAUAAUUUUCGCACUGUAGGGAAAUUUGUUUGGUUGACUUGUUGACUUAAUACUUACGUAGGGCUACUACAUGCAAACUGUAAAAAGGUAUCUUAUUUGUCAUAAGACAAUUAAUAAAAAAGCAAAUUUGUAAUUGAAAAAA
This is a messenger RNA of Carica papaya (papaya), 2304 nucleotides long. RefSeq names its product LEAF RUST 10 DISEASE-RESISTANCE LOCUS RECEPTOR-LIKE PROTEIN KINASE-like 2.5. Gene Ontology annotation, molecular function: ATP binding; protein kinase activity; polysaccharide binding. NCBI's taxonomy places the organism in Eukaryota, Viridiplantae, Streptophyta, Magnoliopsida, Brassicales, Caricaceae. The record is from RefSeq and is a predicted model, not a curated record. Gene Ontology annotation, biological process: protein phosphorylation.